GAAGCGCUGGAGUCGAAGGAUAAAGCGUGGAUCGCGAGCACGAAGAGGAAACUUGCGGAUUAUGUGAAUACAAAUGGUGCCGGGGAGGGGAGGAAGGCAGCUACGAGGUUCAGGGAGGGGAGUGUUGCAGGUGAUGCGACAACGCGGUUUACAGUGGACGGGGGAGAAACGCCUAGGGGUUGGGGAGGGGAUACGCCCAUGUCGGUAGCGUCGAUGGCCACCACCGCAUCGACGGCUGCAACAGCGCAGGAACCGCGAAGAGAAAUUCCCGAUGUAUCGAAUAUGGGUCUCCUCGCGUUUCAGGCGAAAUAUACCAGCGAGGAUAACGAGUCGUUCAACAAGCUUAUGGACCGGCAGAAUACGAAAAAGCGCGAUAAAUACGCCUGGAUUUGGAAUGAGAAUAAGGUUCCGUCUGCGCGGCAGAUUGCGCAUCGCACGAUGGAGAAUAAGCGGAUUGCUGCGCAGGGUGGGAAUCCGACAUUGGCAAUAACAGCGGGUGGGGAGGAUGCUGGGAAAGAGAUCAAGACGAAUCUUGAUGCUCGACCGGCGAAACCGGAUACGUGGGAUGCGAAGCCGGAGAAUUCGUUAAUGUUUCUUCCGUCGUCGGUUGAGGAUACGCAUGAGACGGGUCAGCAGAAGGCGGAGGCUGCGUCGCGGGCGGGUCCUAAGCGGGUUAUGUAUCAGAAUACCAGGCUGCCUACUACAUCUUCUGCUGAAGAGGGGAAUCAACCGCCUCCUUCUCCGGCGAUCUCGGCCAUCCAAGAUGCUAUUGCUGGUCGGCCACGGUUUACAGAGACGGAAGCUGGAGUGGGGAGUUAUACUGGUGGAGAGACGCCGCGAGUGAACGGUUAUGCAUUUGUGGACGAGGAUGAACCCGAGGAUCCAACAUCAAGAUUUGAAAAUAACGACAACUCGGACGACCUCAGUCUACUAGGAUUAGGAGACGCAACGCCAAAUCCAUUCAACAUCCGCCAAAACCGCAAACGAGAAGAUCUGCACCACCGCAUGGUCGACCGGAUUACUCGGACCAAACGCGCAGAAAAAACCAACACAAUCAAAUCCCCUGUGACCCCGCGGUUUGCUAGUAGUCCACGGCUGGAUUAUGGUCUACGCACUCCUGCAUCGGGUAGUUCUGGGGAUGGUGGGAAAAUGUUGACUCCGGCUGCUCAAAAGUUGUUACAAAGAGUUGGAAACACGCCACGGGCAUCUUCAUCUUCGUCGAAUUUAAAAAAUAUGUGGACUCCUACGCCAAAGAGAAAGUGAUUUCUAUGCUGUUAUGAUUGAUGACGUCGCCCUGCUUGUGUGUUUGCAUAGCGUCUAUGGUUUUGCCUGCAUGAUAUCCCGCUAUUAUUCGUUGACACGAACAUGUAAUAUUAUUGUUAUAACCCAA
Messenger RNA from Aspergillus glaucus CBS 516.65, 1390 nucleotides. RefSeq names its product splicing factor ESS-2 family protein. Gene Ontology annotation, cellular component: catalytic step 2 spliceosome. The record is from RefSeq and is a predicted model, not a curated record. NCBI's taxonomy places the organism in Eukaryota, Fungi, Ascomycota, Eurotiomycetes, Eurotiales, Aspergillaceae. The coding region runs from base 199 to 1263 and encodes 354 amino acids. The transcript has a single exon.